Molecule: messenger RNA, 626 nt
Organism: Suillus subalutaceus
Lineage: Eukaryota; Fungi; Basidiomycota; Agaricomycetes; Boletales; Suillaceae
Exons: 4
Coding region: 93-575 (160 amino acids)
Source: RefSeq, a predicted model, not a curated record
CAGGUCCUAGCUCGAAAGCCGCCGAUGAACAAUAAUGCCACGCGACGUCCACCUAUUCAGGCCCGUCGAACACCCCAAAGGUUUUUGAUGACAUGCAAGGCGACAUUCAUUCCUCCGCCUCGCGCGAUGUCCAUCCCCCUUCCUCCAAUCGCAUUCUUGCACCCUCUAUAAGGAGUCCACGCGCCUUCCUCGCCCGCAUUCCAUCGCUCUUUCGUCCCUCUCACUUUCACGCCAGCGAUGCAACUGAACUCCAACAAACCUCGAGGCAAGGGAUCUUCUCUCAUCGCGGCCCUCGUCCUGUCGAAGUCGCUGCAGUACGGGACAGAAAGUCCUUGUAUGUUGCUCCGAGGCCCAAAGAAACCCAGCAACAUAAGGGCCAAUCGCAUGGCCAGGGGUCCUCAUCGCAAUCUCGGCCUGCCGCUACUUCGACGUCUACAACACAACCUGCUCCAAACACCAGCACCCAGGGUACCACACCACGUACAGCAACCGUACGGUCACGAUUCCUCACGUUGUUGGCUCGUCUCGUACUUUUGAUUUGUUGCGCACCACUCCCGAGCACUGAUGGUCAAUAAUACUGCAGCAUAUGAAAAGCUAUUACCUUUGUAACUCUACUUCUUUCGCUA